This is a messenger RNA of Parnassius mnemosyne (clouded apollo), 1407 nucleotides long. NCBI's taxonomy places the organism in Eukaryota, Metazoa, Arthropoda, Insecta, Lepidoptera, Papilionidae. The record is from the annotation of a GenBank genome assembly.
AUGUCUGAUAGUGAAGGGCCGGCUGCAAAAGUCCUAAAAUUACAGUCCCAGAAUCCUAAUUAUGAAGCUGAGCUGGAUGAAGGACAUGAAGAGUGGCUUAGUGAAGGAGCACUCACUGAUGAAGAAUACAAUCCUAAUGCAGAACAGAGUGAUUCUAAUGCUGGUAAUGAUGACACAAUGUUAAGCAUGCAUGACUCCAUGGAAAACCCUAAUGCAUACCAUGAUACUGGAGAUUCUAAUGCUCGGGAUGGACAUGAAAAAGAAGAAGCAGAAAACAUUGAAGAGACCCUCAAUAACUUGGAGAAUUCGCAGAACAAAGAAUUUCCCGGCGACUUGGGCGCAUUCUUGAUCAGGAAAACCGACGGGAAGGUGUUACAUAAGGAAGUGCCAGAUAACAGAGAGAGUGAACUGGACGAGUCAACCAAGAAUACAGAUGAUGGACAUGACACUGAUGAGUUACUGAGGAUGCUGGGAGACGACGGAGUCAAAAGUAAGAAAAAACGAACUGUAAAGAAUACCAAAGAUAAGAAGCAGCCAGAGGAGUCCAGUGAUGACGGUGAUGAUGACGAGUUUAUAUUUGAGGGUGCAAAGGUGACCAGGCUAAAGAUGGCAAAGAAUGCCUUUGUAAAGAAGUAUCCCACCAAAGCGGUUCCCGAGGAGAGCGACAAAGAUGAUACAGAUAUGUCAUCUGACGAGGUGACAACCAUGAAGAAGAUGUUUGGAGUGACCAAGCGACCAAGCAAUGUGGCAGCCAAGAGCACCACCACUGUAGGCGGCAUCAAUGCACUGCAGACUAUUACCAAGCGGGUUGUCAGCUUAGAAAACAAGACUGACAAACGUCAGCAGCCAACGCCCCAUAAGCAGAUUGUUGUUAAGCAAGUGCAGAAGCCCGAAGUGAAAGAGGUCAAGGUGAAAGAACCUGUGAAGGUCAGAUCGGAGCCUGAGGAGAUCAUCAAUGAGGAGGAGUUCCUCGACGAAGAUGAAUUCGAUUUGGACGAGGUUAUUGAAAUGGAGUCGGAAAACGAUCGCGAUAAAAGCUCGACAAAGAAACAAACCGAUCAACGCAUCAUGAAGCCCGAACAGAUGGACGAGGAAGUGCCCAGCGAUGGAGACAGCCAGUCGGAUGAGGACAGCCUAUAUGAUGAAAUACCAUCAUCAGACUCCGAAGAUCUGGACGAGUGGUUCACCUUGGACAUCAGAGCGGAGCGGGCUGGAGACUAUCUACCAUUAUUAGGUGCAAAAGCCAAGCAACUGCUUACUACAGAGAAACAACGAGUCGGUGCAAGGCUGGCAACACUGAGGCAAAGCCUCUCUGCGUUAACAGAGAGCGGUCGACAACAGUCCGAGCAACUGCGCAAAGCGACGGCAACACUUGCCGAGCUUGACGCCGCGUUGAAAGCGACGUGA